GUCAUUGCCAGAUAGCGUUUAUUCUCCCCGAAUAAAAACACGUAAAAACUUGAAUAACGCGAAGGUUGUAGUUUGUUUAAAAGCCGACAAGGUAUUAGAAGAUAGAGCUGAAGGUAAGAAAAACACUGGACCCUGGGCCAUGUAAGUUAUAUCGAGGCCCACGUUGAGAUUAAGCAAACAUGGCGGAUAGUGCCAGUGAGAGUGACUCAAGUUCCAUCGAUGGAGGUCCAAUAAUGAUGCCACCGUCCCCCGUAACCCGGGAACAGUUACAAAAAAGAAUAGAGUCGUUGCAGCAGCAGAACAGAGUGCUUAAAGUGGAAUUGGAGACCUAUAAAUUAAGAGUGAAGGCGUUGCAAGAAGAGAACAGAGGACUGCGGCAAGCAUCUGUGAUAAUCCAAGCUAAAGCAGAACAAGAGGAAGAAUUCAUUAGUAACACGCUUUUGAAAAAGAUUCAGGCCCUGAAGAAGGAGAAAGAGACUUUGGCGCAUCAUUAUGAACAAGAAGAAGAGUGUCUUACGAAUGACCUGUCAAGAAAGCUCAACCAGUUACGGCAAGAGAAAUGUCGACUGGAACAGACUCUGGAACAAGAACAGGAAUGUUUGGUUAAUAAGCUUAUGAGAAAAAUUGAAAAAUUGGAAGCAGAAACUCUUGCAAAACAAAGCAACUUAGAACAGCUAAGACGAGAAAAGGUUGAAUUAGAGAAUACCUUGGAGCAAGAACAAGAGGCACUGGUUAAUAAACUGUGGAAGCGAAUGGACAAGCUUGAAGCUGAAAAGAGGAUGUUGCAGAUAAAACUGGACCAGCCAGUAUCAGAUCCUGCAUCACCUCGAGAAAUAAGCAACGGUGAUCCAGCUGCAAAUCUGAGCACCCAUAUACAAACUCUACGUAGUGAGGUGGCACGACUGCGGAAUCAGCUGGCCAUAGCACAGCAGGAGAACACCGAAAAAAUGCAGCGGUAUGUAAAUGAAGAAAAGAGCAUCCGUGAAGAGAACCUAAGACUACAGCGGAAGCUGCAGUUGGAAGUGGAGAGGAGAGAAGCGUUAUGUCGGCAUCUUUCAGAAUCGGAGAGCAGUCUAGAGAUGGAGGAGGAGCGGCACUACAACGAGAUCGCUAUGUCAGGAGGCAACGUGCGGUCACGCACCGUGUCCAGUCCUGUACCGUACACACCCUCGCCGAGCUCGUCACGCCCACUCAGUCCAGGUGUGACAAGUUUGGUGGGGUCUCGAAAUGACAAUUCCUUUGGAGGCACUUCAACUACAGGAUCCACUCCCGCAGGGCGAUGCUGCUACGUGUGCGGCCAGCCCACAUUUGCUCCAUUACCUGUCUGCUCAACAGGUGUCAUAGCCUCAUCCACGCCCCUUGUACCCCAGGCUGGACGGAGGCCUUCUGAACGGUUUAUAAAACCUGCUGUGCCAGUCCCGACUGUGCCAACAGUAGCUGUUGGUGGUCCAGCUCCCACUCCAAUUCCGUUGCAGGCACAACAAGCACAGAAUCAAGCACAGCAACCUCCACGCAACUCAUCACCACUGCCUAUGGAGUUGGGAAAGAGUUAGUGUUGGUCCUUACAACACACUUCGAAUGCUGAGGCCAAUACAUUAUUGUCUCUCUUUUUUUCAUGUUAAGAGGUUUUCCAGCCAAAAAAUAGUAAUCCUAUUGUUGUAGCUGAUUUCUCAGUUGCAGUUGGUUUUCCUAUAAAGUUAUUGGUGUAACGUUGUUUGGUAAUAAUGGGAUGUGUAACAUAUCCGCAUUCUGUGUACGAGAAGGAAAUUUCUUUGAGGAAUGCAUUGUGGAAAGUUUUCCCAGUUUCUCAUGUUAAAUUUUCUUGAUUUACUGCUGUUACAAUAUGAAAUUUUUAGAUAUAAGGCAAAAAUAUGUUCCCCUCUGCUUCUUAACCAUUGAGUGCAGCAUUUGAUGAAAAGAUGUUUGAAAUGUCUUUCCAGCUCUACUGUUACUUGUUGGAAACUAGCUUCUUUCUGUGUAAGGACUUGGUGAUGUGUUCAGAGUUUUACAUCAGGUCUCUGUUCCUAACAUUACCUGGCCCACUGAGUGUAACAUUUUACUAAAGUGAGAAAGUGUCAAAAUGGAUGUAUGCGUGGGUGCAUGUGUGUGCUAUAAUCUUGUUUUUGCUGCAUAUAAACUGAUGCUAGCUUGAGUUGUCUUCACACUAAACCUGUAGCAAGAAGAUGGCUUUGAACAGUUGUGUGCUUUACAUUGUAUUUGAAGCGUGUGACGCCAGAUAGCAACUGAGCUGGGACUUUGGGAUAACCCCCUUUUUUUUCUUUGUAAAUUGGCUUUAAUGCACUGAUACAGUGAGAGUUGCUUGGGUUUUUUUUUAAUAACAGAAAAACAGAAAUUAUUUGGCGAUAAUUCUGUUUUUGUUUUACUGGAUUGUGAUGCAUCAUUUUGACUGAUAAAACUUGUGAUUUGCAUGUGUAUUGUGUGGAUGUGUGUGAAAUUUAUGUUACAUACUAAUUUAAGAAUGUAGCAGAGUAAGCUUUAAAAGGCCAUUGUAUUUUUUUAGCCAUAUUCAGAAAGAUCUGAUGAAAGUUUAUAGGGAGGGAUUGUGGGCUUGUUUAUUGUUGUACUGCUAAAACCUAUUUCUCUUGGGGUGCUGUGUCCUUUUGCAGUAGGUGGCAAAUCGAACAGGGUGUGAAAUUUUAUGCUAAAUACUUAUCGAUGUUUAAGUCUCCUUCCCAAGAAGCGAUGUUUUUUUUCACAUUCCAAAAUGUAAAGAACUUGAACUAUGUGUUGUCAAAUGUUGUUCCUUUUAAAGGGAACAGUUGUAAUAUGAUUGGAUCUUUAUUUUGAUGUUAAUUGUCAUUUAUAAAAACUGUGAAAAGAAUUAUGUAUGUGUGAAUAUAUAACCUGUACUUGCACAUUUAUUUUUCUAAACUUUGUUUCUCCUCUUCAGGUGUUUGACACAUGUAUGAAUUUUUGGCAAUUAUUGCUGUAUACUACUGGAUAUAAUCCCUAGUCAUAAUUUUUUGAGAUUAUUGAAUUCCAGUUGGAGUCAUAUCUGCAAAACAUUGAAUUAUUUGGUAACCAGUACUUUAUUUGCAUUUGUUUACAAUUGUAAUUGCUUUAGCCCUCAACUGAAAAUGUUAACCCACAUAUUGCUGUUGGUAAAAUAUGUUUAU
Schistocerca nitens (vagrant locust) is the source of this 3137-nucleotide messenger RNA. RefSeq names its product coiled-coil domain-containing protein 6. The transcript has 9 exons. The record is from RefSeq and is a predicted model, not a curated record. NCBI's taxonomy places the organism in Eukaryota, Metazoa, Arthropoda, Insecta, Orthoptera, Acrididae. Bases 180 to 1553 code for a protein of 457 amino acids.